Molecule: messenger RNA, 4219 nt
Organism: Thamnophis elegans (Western terrestrial garter snake)
Lineage: Eukaryota; Metazoa; Chordata; Lepidosauria; Squamata; Natricidae
Gene: TPRA1
Product: transmembrane protein adipocyte associated 1
Exons: 11
Coding region: 419-1561 (380 amino acids)
Biological process (GO): G protein-coupled receptor signaling pathway
Cellular component (GO): plasma membrane
Molecular function (GO): G protein-coupled receptor activity
Source: RefSeq, a predicted model, not a curated record
AGAAGCUGCUCUUCCUCCGCGCGCCGCUCGUCAUCCUGGCUGGAGGCUCGAUGGCGCUGCGCCUUCUUUCCACUGCGGGCGCCUGUCUUCUUCUUCUGAGCGACGGCAGGAAGUGGAUGGGUCGCCCGGCCGCGUCUUCGCUGCUUUAGCUCCGGCCGGCUUGUCAACGACGCUUCUCCUCCAGUGCAGUCUUUCACCCUCCCUCCCGUAUUCUGGACCCGGGACGGAGCCUUUGCUGUCGCUGCAGGGAUGGUCGGUCGAGAGACCCGGGCAUGAGCCAUAGCCAACCAAAGCGGGACAGGCCGCCUCCUCCUCCUCCUCCCUCGGGCUGCGAGGGAAGAUAACAAGGGAGUUGCGGAGGGCGAGCGUGGCUUACGGCCGCAGGAAACGAAGAGAGAAGGGCCAGAAAGGUGGCAGAAUGUCAGCAUUGGUGACAUCAGCACCAUUAUCUGAGGAGGAUAAUGCCACUUAUUCAUCUUCUCCCACGGUAGUGACAACAGCUGACAUCCUGACGACACCUUUGUUUAUAAAUGCUACCAACACUACUGUGCCACACAAAUGCUUGGUGCUUUUGUAUGAGGAUAUAGGCACAUCCAGAGUUCGUUACUGGGACCUUCUGCUAUUGGUUCCCAAUGUACUUUUCUUUGCAUUUCUCCUCUGGAAAUUGCCUUCUGCCAGGGCCAAAAUCCAUGCCACUUCCAGUCCCAUUUUUACCACAUUCUACAUACUGGUCUUUGUGGUUGCUGUGGUUGGGAUUGCUCGGGCUGUGGUCUCCAUGACAGUCAGUGCUUCUACUGCUGCUACAGUCACUGACAAGAUCCUGUGGGAAAUCACAAGAUUUUUCCUUCUGGCCAUUGAGCUAAGCAUGGUGAUUUUGGGCCUUGCAUUUGGCCACCUGGAGAGCAAAUCCAGUGUCAAGCGUGUCCUGGGUAUCACCACUGUUCUGUCGUUGGCCUACUCGGUGACACAGGGAACUCUGGAAAUCCGUUAUCCUGAUGCUCAACUCUCAGCAGAAGAUUUUAAUAUUUAUAGCCAUGGAGGAAGGCAUUUCUGGCUUGCCAGCUCUAGCUUCUUCUUUCUGGUUUAUUCCUUUGUGGUGAUGCUUCCCAAAACUCCCUUGAAGGAUCGUAUUUCUCUACCAUCAAGGAAGAGUUUCUAUAUCUAUGCAGGAAUUCUUGCUGUGCUCAAUUUAGUGCAAGGUAUCGGCAGUGCUCUGCUCUGUGCAGGUAUCAUUGAAGGCUUAUGCUGCGUGGAUGCCACCACCUUCCUCUACUUCAGCUUUUUUGCUCCACUCAUCUAUGUGGCAUUUCUGAAAAGUUUCUUUGGGUCUGAACCAAAGAUCCUCUUCUCCUAUAAAUGCCAGGUGGAUGAACCUGAGGAUGUUGAUGUGCAUCUUCCCCAUGCUUAUGGGGUAACCAAAAAAGAAGGGCUAGAUUCUGGCUUCUACUCCAACACUCAGAUUGACACCACAGCAUACCUGGACGAUGUAGCUUCCAUGCCGUACCAUGUGGGCAGCAUCAAUAGCAUUGACAGUGACCGAUGGAAAGCCAUUAACUCCUAAAGGCAGAUGUGGUUGAAAUAAUAACUUUCUCUUGCGCCCUUUGUUCCAUUCAGAUAAUCUUUUGGAACUCUAAUGUGUUUGUCUUCUAUUUCAUUGGAGGUGUUUUUUUUUUAAAGAUAUUUAAAUUCUGUAUGGAACAUAAAAUUGGCAACUGUAGUCUUCCUGGACAAUACUCAUCUUUGUGAGACAACGUACAGAUCAGCUUCAUUUCAGACACGCAUAAAUGCUGACUUUUCAUAUUCUUGGCAUUCCAAAUCUACAUGGUUAGACCGUUUGUCACCUUUUGUUCAUGAUAAAGUGCACAUUCUACUAGGAAUAUUGACUGUUCCUUCGGAUAUACACCCAAACACAAACAAUUUGAAAUUAAGGUUGGAAUGCCUUGUUUGCAUUUUUUUUUAAGGUUUGAUUUAGUUAUUUAUAUUCCCAACAAGUUCAAUUUCCCGGCAGUAAUCUUCACUUUGGAACUGGAAGAUAAGAGCAUAGUUCCUACAUUUUGGGCAACUGACCUAUGCUGGAAAUGGAGAUGAGAGAACUGUAGAAGCUUUUGAGCAUCUCAUAAUUCUUCCCAGGGAAGUUGGGAGUAUAUUAUAUUUUAAAAAGAACUUAACAUUGAGAAGGAGAGGGAAGGAGCGUAGUCAACAAAGAAAGGUCUCUGGAACAUGUUACUGUGCUACUGAACUACUGUGAUUUAUUGACAUGCAGGCAUGUUUCGUACACUGUAUAAUUUUCAGAAUGAGAAUGUAGCCAAGUGAGUGUUAUGGAAUUAUGUACUGUAAGACCACUUCUGUGCAAAUAGGAUUGAGUAGGGAGAAUACGGCUUGGAUGGAAAUUCUAAAAUGAAAAGGGUAGAAGAGCAAAUAGAAAUAUUUUAGGAAUCUGUUUUACACAGCUUGCUAUUGAUGCCUGCGAUGGCAUCUAAAUAGAAUACAAACCCGAAGUGACUAUGAAGUCUAGAUUAAAGACAAGCUUUUUAUAUUAGUUGUGGUCUGGGCCUCAAGGUUAGGACCGUAUUAUAAUGUUGACCUGGCUUUUCUGGAACCUUUGGUAACACUUGGCUGAUGAUUGCAUUAGUGAUGUUGGUAGUGCCUGAAUUUGGAAGACUUCUAAGGGUUUUUCUGUGAGAUUAAUAAAGUAAAAGAAUGUUAAUUUCUUUUAUUAUAAUAAAGAUGUUUUUGGAAAGAGAAUAAUAUAGGAUUGGCUAUACUUUGAAGGCAAGAAGAAAAAUAGCAUAUCUAAAAUGUUUUUAAAAGCUUGCAUUUUGUGCCCAUGCAUUAUGCCUAGCUUUUGUUGUUGUUAAUGUUCUUGCCUGUAAGGUUAAGUGGAAAAUGCAUAAUUAUGGGCACCCUUAAUAGUGUGCGAACUGUGGGUAAAAUUAUUUGAAUAGAGACUGGCUAGGAGGCAAAUGUAGGCACAGCUAAUUGGAUUUAAUAUUCCAUAAAAUAAGAAUGACAAACCAGAAUGUCUUUUUCCUGUUGUUACAAUGGCAUUAAUUCAGGAUCAUUUAUGCUACAAAUGGAUGAAUAAGGUUAGGAUUCCAGAAACUCACAGCAAUUUUCUUUGAAAUUACAGGAUUUGCUUUAAGGAAACCACUUUAGAACUGAGACACAAAAAGAAAAAAUAAUAUUUUGUCUACUGAAUUCAGACAUGCUCUUCCCUUUUCCCUUAAAAUUCUGCCAUUUGUAAUUUCUGCUUGCCAAGCCAACACCAAUGUAUACAAGAUCUUGAUUUUAAGAGUUUCAAAAUGAUCUAAAUUCAGAAAAGAAGACUAGUGCUUACAACUGCUAUAUGGAUGUGUGGUUAAUGAAGAUUAGCAUGUUUGAUGUGAUAGAAAACAAAAAUUUGUCUUUAAUUUUGCUGUUGGUCUGGUGUUAGCAGCAUUAUUGUCUUGUGGCAAGAAAUCUUACAUAAUUUGUAAUUGACACCUCAAUAAUCUUUAUGGUGUUAAUUGGAGUUAGGCUGGUGGAAACCUCUGUUCAGAAAUGAGAAUUUAUUGCAGAGUUAUGUGAGCUGGUUCAUACAAAACCUUUAUUCCCAGACAGCUGAUCAGUUUUUAUUAAUUUCCCAAUUCCCUACUUCUAUAGGGUAUCCCAAUCUCUUUCUCCUCCCCAGCCAGAAUGCCCCAAUAUCUUUACAUGGGCUAUUCUCAUUAGAGCGGAUUGGUGUUAUAGACCCACUGAUCUGGAAGGAAUAAAGUUGGAGAAACCUUCAGGCAGGUUAAGGUGCAUGUGCGAAAUGAAAGGAUUCUUAAUAUGAAGAUGGAUAUCUUGAGUAAUGUGAAUCGGGGUGAGAUGACAUUUCAGAUACUUUAACUUAACCAUGUUCCGCAUCAAAAUUCGGUCAUUCACUCAGCUACGAUCACUUUUCCACUGUAGAAUCCUGUUGUUCAUCACCAUGAUGACUCGAUUGUUAAACGCCUCUUUAUAUAUCUACCUUUGUCUUCUGCUGCUGAGAAGAAACUGCACUAAGCGAAAGAAAUGUCUUCUUCCAAGUAUACUGAUUUUAAAGUGUAUAUAGAUAAUGCCUUCCAUCUUCAGAGCAAAAUACCAUCCACAAACGGACAAUGUUUGUGGAGGUGAAUGUAUUGCAUGUCUCAUGAAAUGUUGGAACAAACUUUAAAAAUAAAGCUAUGUAUAUUUUUGUCUGUAAAAUAAAUGAUCU